Molecule: messenger RNA, 4753 nt
Organism: Chelmon rostratus (copperband butterflyfish)
Lineage: Eukaryota; Metazoa; Chordata; Actinopteri; Chaetodontiformes; Chaetodontidae
Gene: xpot
Product: exportin, tRNA (nuclear export receptor for tRNAs)
Exons: 25
Coding region: 189-3104 (971 amino acids)
Biological process (GO): tRNA re-export from nucleus
Cellular component (GO): cytoplasm; nuclear matrix; nuclear pore
Molecular function (GO): small GTPase binding; tRNA binding
Source: RefSeq, a predicted model, not a curated record
GGUGGUUCUGUCUGCAGUGGACACAGUGGGUUUUCACCCCUCCAUCUUUGAGGAUUUGGGGAGAAACAGUGGUGAAGCACUCUGUCUGGAUCACAGGACGUCCCCUGUGUGCAGACCUCAGAUGAGAGAAACCUGGCUGACAGCAGCAGAGAGGAGUGCACCUGCCUUGGAGGAAAGCUAACCCACGAAUGGCCUGCCAGUCUGUCGCUGCAGUCAUGGACGAGCAGGCCCUGCAGGGGCUCAACCCGAACGCCGACGCCCGCUACAGGCAGAGGGCCAUGGUGUACUUCGAGCAGCUGAAGGAGUCUCAGGAUGGUUGGGAGGUGUGUGCAGAGGCUCUCGCUAAAGGGAUUUACAGCGACGACCAUGUGAAGUUCUUCUGCUUUCAAGUGUUGGAACAUCAGAUCAAGUUCAGACACGCUGGUCUGAGUGCAGUUCAGCAGCAGCUCAUCAGAGAGACUCUGAUGAAGUGGCUCCAGUGUCAGCUGAUGAACGGCCAGCCUGAGAAGCCCUUCAUCAGGAACAAAGCGGCUCAGGUGUUCGCCCUCACCUUCGUCAUGGAGUAUCUGACUCUGUGGCCCAAGUUCUUCUUCGACAUCCUGUCGCUGGUGGGCCUGAACCCUCACGGCGUCGACGUCUACCUGAGGACGCUCAUGGCCAUCGACGCCGAGGUGGUCGACAGAGACAUCCUGCACUCACCUGAGGAGACGCGCAGAAACACUCUGAUCAAAGACAGCAUGCGGGAGCAGUGCAUCCCCCACCUGGUGGAGUCCUGGUUCCAGAUCCUGCAGACCUACCAGCUGUCCCACCCGGAGCUCACCUGCCAGUGUCUGGAGGUGGUGGGAGCCUACGUGUCCUGGAUCGACCUCAACCUCAUCGCCAACGACCGCUUCGUGAACCUGCUGCUGAGUCAGAUGUCUGUGGAGGAGCUCAGAGAGGAGGCCUGCGACUGCCUGUUCGAGAUCAUCAACAAAGGAAUGGACCCGGUGGACAAAACCAAGCUGGUGGAGAGUCUGUGCCAGGUCCUGCAGUCCGCCGGGUUCUUCAACGUGGAACAGGAGGAGGACGUGGACUUCCUGGCCAAGUUCUCGCGGCUGGUGAACGGGAUGGGUCAGAGUCUGGUUCUGAGCUGGACCAAACUGGCCAAGUCCGGUAACGUGAAGGACGCGGCCGAGACGCUGCAGGCCGUGGAGGCCAAAGUGCCGCUGCUGCUCCAGCUGCUGGUGCACGAGGACGACGACAUCUCGGCCAACAUCGUCGGCUUCUGCUACGAAUACCUGCACGUCCUCAAGCAGCUUCCUCAGCUGACCGACCAGCAGAAGACCAACAUAGAGGCCAUCAUGCUCGCCGUCAUGAAGAAGCUGACGUACGACGACGAGUACAACUUCGAGAACGAGGGCGAGGACGAGGCCAUGUUCGUGGAGUACAGGAAGCAGCUGAAGAUGCUGCUGGAUCGUCUGGCUCAGGUGUCUCCUGAGCUGCUGCUGGAGGCCGUGAGACGAGUCUUCACCAACACCAUGCAGAACUGGCAGACGGCGGCGUUCAUGGAGGUGGAGGUGGCCAUCAGGCUGCUGUACAUGCUGGGCGAAGCCCUGCCGGCGUCUCACGGCGCUCAUUUCUCCGGAGACGCGACGAAGGCGAGCGCCCUGCAGGACAUGAUGAGGACGCUCGUGUCCUGCAGCGUCAGCAGCUACCAGCACAGCUCCGUGUCGCUGGAGUUUUUCGAAACGGUCGUUCGAUACGACAAAUUCUUUGUGGUGGAGCCGCAGCACAUCCCCAACGUGUUGAUGGCGUUUCUGGACCAGAGAGGACUGAGACACAACAGCCCGAAGGUGCGCAGCAGGGUGGCCUACCUCUUCUCCAGAUUCGUCAAAGCUUUGCAUAAACACAUGAACGCCUUCAUCGAGGACAUCCUGACCAGGAUCCAGGACCUGCUGGAGCUGGCUCCUCCCGAAAAUGGCUUCCCGGCGCUGCUGACCAGCGACGACCAGCUGUUCAUGUUCGAGACGGCGGGCGUCCUGAUCGUGAACGGAGAGAGUCCCGUCGAGAGGAAACAGGCGCUGAUGAGGAGCCUGCUGUUGCCGCUGAUGGACGCUUUCCGCCUGCUGCUCGCCAAGCUGCCGCAGGAGACGGAGGAGGAGCGACAGGCCGCCCUCGCCGACUGUCUGAGCCACGCCGUCGGGUUCGCCAGUCGGACCAGCAAAGCGUUCAGCAACAAGCAGACGGUGAAGCAGUGUGGCUGCACGGAGGUCUACCGAGACUGCAUGCAGACCUUCCUGCCUGCGCUGAGCUGUCCCGUCCAGCGGGGGGUGCUGCGCAGCUCGGUGCGCUCCUUCCUGCACAGAAUGAUCAUCUGCCUGGAGGAGGAGGUGCUGCCCUUCAUCCCCGCCGCCUCCGAACACAUGCUGAAGGACUGCGAGGCCAAAGACCUGCAGGAGUUCAUCCCGCUGAUCAGCCAGAUGACCGCCAAGUUCAAGCGGCAGGUGUCUCCCUUCCUGCAGCAGGUUUUCAUGCCGCUGGUGCUCGCCAUCUUCGAGGUGUUGGCGCGGCCGGCGGAAGACAACGACCAGGCGGCCGCUCUGGAGAAACAGAUGCUGAGGAGGAGCUACUUCACCUUCAUCCAGACCGUCACAGGAAGCGGGAUGAACGAGGUGAUGGCCAAUCAGGGAGCAGAAAACAUCGAGCGAGUUGUGUUCACCAUCAUCCAGGGAGCCGUGGACUUCCCCGACCCCAUCGCUCAGAAAACCUGCUUCAUCAUCCUGUCCAAGCUGGUGGAGCUGUGGGGAGGUAAAGACGGCAUGGUGGGUUUCCCAGACUUCAUCUACAAACACAUCGUCCCUGCGUGCUUCCUGGCUCCUCUCAAACCCACCUUUGACCUCUCGGACGCUCAGACGGUCCUGACGCUGUCAGAGUGCGCUCUCACGCUGAAAAUGAUUCAUCUCAAAAGGGGGCCAGAGUUCAUCCAGUUCUUGCAGCAGGAGUACCUGCCCUCACUUCAGGUGUCACCUGAGAUCUCACAGGAACUUUGUCAGGUGAUUCAGCAGCCGGACGUCAAAGUCCUGAAGAACUACAUUAAGGCGUUCUUUCAGCGAGCCAAACUGUAGGCAAUAAAACUGGAAGUUCACCGGGACUGAAAAACUAUACAGGAAGUGGUGGAACACGCCGCUCACAACAAAACAAGGACCUUAGCAUAGGAGCUGCUUCAGCACUUACAGAGCGAACGCAUAACUAAGCCCGGCGUCUCCGCGGGGACAUGGACAGAAGGUCGGGGGACGGAUAAAUCCCUCCGGCCGCCGACGAGACGAGCUGUCCACGUGGACUCGAGAGGAGCCGGAGCUCGACUGAUGAUCGGAACGUGGAGGACUUGGAGGAAAGUCGUGUGGAAAAGGGCUUUUAGAAGCGAACGCAGAUCUGUGGGAGACGACCCGACUGGAACGUUUGGUAAAUAACGAGAGCUUUACUGUAGUCCGACCUUCACUUAGAACCCACAUUUCAGAACGUGACCCUGAGUUCGUUUGGUUGUUGCUGCCACAGAAUGGACGAAGAAUAAGGGCUGAGAUGUAUUAUUUCCAUUCAUGUGGCUUUUUUUAAGUGUUGAUUGGAUGGAUGGUUGAUUUUCAGUUUGAGGUGAAACGUUUAGUUCUUACAGGUCGACUCGAAACAUCCACAGACUUUAUUUUCCUGAAUCCUCCGUCGGUAUUCUCUCAGCCGCUCUUAUAUUCGUUAUGUUACCUGAUGGAUGUAGACACUCAACUUUCAGUUAAAUCAGACCCUCAUGGUGAGUUUAUGAUAACAUUGAAUGGGAUUAUAAUCCGCGGAAUAUUUUUGUUUCCUGGAAAUACGAGUAAUGUUUGGAGCUGCUUUAAUUUCAGAUGGAAAUGAACCGAAAAUGGAGGAACAAAGUGUAAAUAAGAGAAUAAGAUGUUAAAACUGUAAAUAAAGUUCCUGGGUUUAGUUUUUUUGUUUUUUUUUUUAAUCUUCAUUCCCAUCUGGAAACUGAAUAUGGAAGCACAUUAAUACCAAAAAUAGGGGAGAAAAAGGAUUAAAAGUUAGAAAUGCUAAAACCACUCAGAAGGUCAGCGAUGACGUACGUUUAUUCUGACUUUAAUAUUUGUUACUUCAAAACUCAGAAUUUUCCUUUGUGUCUCUUAUUUUGACUCAAGCCUUUUUGUUUGUCAGAAUUUUAAUUUAUAUUGUUGACUUGCUCGUAAUUGUGACUUCAAAAGUUAAAAUUUUGACUGAGUAAAGUUGUAAAUCUCAUAAUUGUAUCACAGCAUUUCAAACCUUUGCUGGACUUUUUGGUCCAAGUUUUGACAAAUCUCAUGCUUCUGAGCUUUUGACUGAAAAGUCAUCAUUUUUCGUUACUGUCAUAACUUUUUAAAUUUAUCAUGAUUUUUAUUUAUAACAUUUUUGGCUCAGUAAAUCUCUUCAUUUGUGAAAUCUCAUGACUUUUAUUGAAAAAUUUGAAGUUCUGUUACUUACGAUGAGUAUUAUUUUGGACUUGGUGUCUCAUCACUGUCACUUACAGCGAGAGUUUGAACAUCUGUUGAUUGAAUUAAUAAGUAUAUGUCAUGAUUUUGACUUAGUAUCUCAAAAUGUUGAUUUACUAGGAUUGAAAUCUUGUAAUUGUGACGUAAGUCAAAGGUUUAACGUUCAAAUUUUGAUUUAGAAUUUUGUUCUGGUAAAUCUCAAAAUUCUGACUGAAAGCUUCAUCAUUUUGAUUUGUUUUAUCAUAAAUUAGAUUUAUUCUGAG